Messenger RNA from Zea mays, 5788 nucleotides. Its product is annotated as cysteine-rich and transmembrane domain-containing protein WIH2. The transcript has 3 exons. The coding region runs from base 129 to 677 and encodes 182 amino acids. The record is from RefSeq and is a predicted model, not a curated record. Lineage: Eukaryota; Viridiplantae; Streptophyta; Magnoliopsida; Poales; Poaceae.
CGGACCCAGGGUUCGGCCCGCUGCUGUCCGCUGAUGCAUGAAGUGCCCAACGCAGCGAGCCGUCGAAGCCUGCCAGGAAUAGCUAUAGGUUGGCUCUUGCGUCCACAAAAACGAUCGACAAAACUGGCAUGAUCCUCCUUCCUCUGUCGUUCCCUCGGCACCCUCACGCGUUCCCCCUCUCUAUUCUUCUCGAAAUCCAACGCGAACACCACCAACACCACCAUCGCCCCUGCGAUUCCUAUCCCAAUCCCGCCGUCGCUCCGGCGGGGACGAUGAGCUACUACAAUCCCCACGGCCAUGGCGGCGCGCCCCCGUCUUCGCCGUGCCCCUCCCCGUCUCCGCCCCCGCCGCCGCCCCAAGGGUACCCAAUGGACCCGUACGCGGAGCGCGGGAUGGAGCACCACCACCACCACCAGUACGGGCCGCCUCCGCCGCAGCCGAUGUACGCGUCGCCGUACGGGCAGCCGCCGCCGCCGCCGAUGUACCAGCAGCCGUACGGACAGCCGGUGUACGCGUCGCCGUACGGACAGCCGCCGCCGCCACCGGCGAUGUACCCGCCGCCGUACGCGCAGCCGCCGCCGCCGCCACCACGGAAGACCGGCGCGUCGUUCGCGGAAGGAUGCUGUGCAGGGUUUGCCGCAAUCUGUUGCUGCUGCCUCAUGGACGCAUGCUUCUGAUCGUGUGGUCGACCACAAGCCCAAGAAACGACGUCUUCCUCCUGGCCUGGGUCAGGGUGCCCAUCAGCGAGGAGAUCAACCACCGCGUUGAGCAGCUGGUGGUAGCCUGGCGCCGUUUGCAUCUCUGCACCGGGAACGAAGCUGGAGUUGCACGUAAAGCUGACAAAAGAAGCAACCAUGAUCGACUAACGGCUGUUUUUCUACAUGAGGUGGUUUAUCGUUAGUAUAUUCUAUAAAUUUUGUGAAAUGAACCUAUUCCUCAUAUUAUUAUAUUAAUAAUUAUUAGUCUAUAAAGAAUAACAUAAUAAUGGAUCAACUUAUUAUAUUCUAUUACACAAACCAAACAAAAAAAAGAAAUGAGAAGAUAAUUGAUCACCUUAUUCCUCAAACCACACGUUGUAAUUGUGUUGAGAUCCUAGUCACGCAGCUGCUAGCCAUGAACAGAAGCGUUGUAAUUGUGCUGUAGAUUUUUCGUGUACAUAGUGAUAUAUUGAUCCGUGCAUAAAGGACUGCAGCAGUGAUGCCCAUGCAUGAUGUUUCUGUUGAGCAAUGUGUGUUCCAUUCUACUCCUAGCUACUAGUCCUAUCCGACUCCACUUUUUAGUGUACGUGAUCAUAUGUUUGCAGUCCAUUAUCCAACAUGCUCACUGAUGCGAUUAAUAUAUUUAUUCUUUAAGUGUUCAAUAAUUAUCUAAUAUGUUGUUACCUCAUUUAUUUAUUGAGUAAGAACCUACAUGAUAGAAUAUGGAUUUAUAGUCCUUCAGUUUAUAGAAUAACUAGUUAGAUACUCGUGUGUUGCGACGACACACAAAACAUUUAACAAAAUGUUAACACAUAAUGAUUACAAUACCAUUAUGAGGUCUAGUAAGAGCAUUACCAUGCUCAAAAUCUGCAAUGAGUUUCGACUCACAUGAGGGUCCGGAUGUAUUAGGGCUUGUCUGGGAUAAAGGGUAAUGAAGGGGCUAGAAUCCCUCACUAUUCAAAAUUGAGUAGCGAUGUAUUCUAGCCCCCUCAAUCCACUCUAUUAUCUUUGAUUCUAAACAAGCCCUUGUGGUUUUUGCCACAUCCAGCGCUAGGGUAGCUGUCCAGAACUGUAGAGAGAAAUCACGAUUAUCAUAAUGAGGGUGCAAAAAGUGCACUGCAAAGUUGAGCUCACCCCUUCAUUUUUCCAAUGUUUUCACAACACAAUCUAGAGGUACCUGGCGCCAUGGACUAAGUCCUUCCCUUGAAGUUUAAUUCUGCACUGGAAAAGGUCUUGACAUCACAUCAUUAAAUGUCACUUGAAUCAUGCAUUAUGAAUCCUUACAUUAAUUAGAAAAAGUGGGAAUUUAGCACCAACCCCAGUACGUUGGUCAACUCAGUUGGAGUGAGGGUGCAACUGAUCAGAGCUCCACUGCAUGCAGCAGAAGCGAUUACUUAGACAUAUGGCCUACCAACCUCAUAGUCUCUGUUUGGAAUAAGAAUGUAAAAUAAGGACACUUAUUGUGUCAUUUCCUUGAGUGAAGAAUCAAGAAAGCAGAAGCCAAAUGCCGGUGUUUAAGUGAUAGGAACAGAGAUGGAUACUCAAAGAAAAAGUAUUAUGAUAUGGUGAUGCAGGUAACAACUGACAUGCUAGUGAACAUGAUACAGUUAAUUGGUCCAUCUGCUAUAUUACCGUCGAAGCAAAGUACAGGUUCCAUGUGCCCCCAACUUUAAAGUAGAUGGCAUCAUGGAAACAUAUAGGUACCAUUUAAAAUUGUGUAAGCUGACAAGGAAGACGACACGAGGAGUAAGUUGUGAUUAGUCCGAAAAAUUAUAUGCAGUUAAUAUAUCCUUAUCUUCAAUAGGUAUUGCACGCAUCACCUAACAAAAUCACUAUUCUGUUGAGACAUAAGAACAAAAAAAUGAACAGAACAAUGGUUUGUAGGGAGUCAAUCAGCAUAAAAACGGAAAACGAGCAUAAGGUUGUUGUAUGUUUUUCCCAUGGAAAAGCUGUUAGCUCAGCAUCAAUUAUCUAAGAAAACCACCAACAUAGAGAAAAGAUGAAGAAAGCUACCAACAAAACAAAACAUAAAUAAGAGAUACAAGAUGUAGGAGUUUGUUAAUGAAGAGAUAAGGUUGAUGGAGAGCACACAUAUUGAAGUACAAUGGAAGCUUCUUCUCCAGCUCUAGUUUAAGAUUUGUUUCAGACUACAAAUAUUGUUGUAACACAUGGAAUAUGUUUGUCUUUUGCCAUGAAAAGGAACAUUUAUAUAAAUUAAUGAAAUGGCAUGUAUGUUCCAAACACAUGGUUCCUGGAUAUUUAAAUAUAGACAUGAGUAUAUUUAUAUUUUUAUUCUAUAGAGACGAAAUGGAACUACAUAAUUGGCUAAACAUAUUGAAUUGUAGGAUUACUUCUUAUGUCUUCUUUAUUCAAGUGCACUUUCUAAUUUGCCAUGAAGAACCCUUCCCUAAUAUGUGACCAAGAGGCUACUUCUUUUAUCAUGAGUGUUCCUACCUGCGAGACUAUAUGCAGAAACACCCACAGAUGUUCUAUCGAUCAUGUUAAGGUAUAGCUAUAAUAUCUAUUGUGUUCUAGUUAAAAGGAUAAUUGGAUUGGGUUUUUGAAGGAUUUUAGUUUCAGUUUGGAGUUGCAAAACGGAUUCAAUUACAAAUGUGUUUGUUCAAUUAUAUAGAAAAAUGUUUGUACCAGAAGUAAUAUACGAAAUUCUGUAAACCUACAGAUGCAAAAUGCGAGAGAUGAUCUGAAUAAAUUAUAAAAACGUUUUGAUUAACUGUAAUUAUCAUACUUCACACCAUGCAAAUUGUUUGAAACUAACUGUUUGAAGGAGAAGCGAGUGGUAUGUGUUGGAUCUUUUAUGGGCUUGGCCCAUUUAUUGAAUAAACUCUAUGGUGUGUAAUGAUGGAGAAUACCAAUAGCACCACAUUGGAAGUCCAAGGGUCUUUUGCCUUGACUUAUAUGGUGGGAUUUAUUCCACUUAACUUGAGAAGUCAAGAAAUGGACAAGGGUGUGCCACACGCGCGCGCGCGCCGCCGCCACCGCCGGCCGGGCCGAGCGUGGCGAGGCGAGGCGAGGCUGCCGAGUGACCCUGUCUCUUCGUCAGCCAGCCGAGUGACCCUUCUCCUUCAGCUGCCGACUCAUGGCGUGACUCGGCUAGAGCUGGCCGACUCUUGGCGUGACUCGGCGACCUUUCUCCUUUAGCUUCCCUCUGCGAGAGGUUAAAUAGAGGAGCACCCAUGUCACUCGGUACACGCGAGAACACUCUGCGCGCACAGAGAAGCGAGAGGGCAGGUGCCUCCGAAGCCGGUGUCGUUCGAGACCUUGCACGAGGGAUCGACAAUUAGGUUUUUGGGGAGCGUCUACGCGACUGCCCAAAACAUCUCCAACAUGACAAAAGAAGCUGGCCAAGGAUCUGGAUCAUCAGAGCGCAUCGGAGGGUAUGAUCGUUUUAUUUAUUUCCUGUUUUGUGUUCUGGAUAUUUUAUAUGUUUCAUAUAUUCAUCUAUGUUGUUUCAUAUUUAGGAAUGAUUUUAUCUCAUCUGUUCUGUCUUAUUGUAAUAUGAUAGAUCUGUCUGUUUUAAUUUUACAGCCAUGCUGUUUGUGUUUCUAUCUGUUUAUUUUCAAUCGUCCAGUCAGUUUACAUGUUUAUCGUAUUUAUAUGAUUUAUAUAAUUCAUAUGCUUUAUGUUCUCAUGAUCCAUAUUGUUAUGGAUAUAUUUGAUGUCAUGAUUAAUUAUCUUUUAUAUGUCAUCAUCAUAAUAUUAAUUUAUGGAAUUAAAAUGAUACGAAAAAUGCCUAUAAGUCUAACAAUCCAAAAACCUAAUGUUAGGCAUUUUUCUAUCAGAGGUUUUGCUGCUGUGCUAAAGCCUGAUCCUUUUGAUGGUAAAAACUUUUUGAUAUGGAAAGCUAAGAUGGAAUUGUGGCUAACUGCAAUGUCUUGUUUUCAUGCCGCUGAGGGCAAGCCUGCCAACUUACCUCCUGAGGAUGAGGCUAAGUUUAAGGCUGAAGACAACCUCUUUCGAGGUGCAGUGAUUAGCGCACUUGACAUAAAAUUCCAGAAAAGCUAUAUCAUCCUUUCCACGGGGAAAGAGCUGUGGGAUGCUCUUGUUGGAAAGUUUGGAGUUACUGACGCUGGUAGCGAGCUGUAUCUCAUGGAGCAGCUGUAUGACUACAAGAUGGUUGAGAACCGAUCUGUAGUGGAACAGGCUCAUGAGUUUCAGGCACUAGCUAAGGAACUCGAACUUUUUCCUUGUCCUUUGCCUGAUAAGUUUGUGGCUGGCGGUAUAAUCGCCAAGUUGCCACCUUCUUGGAAGGACUUUGCUACCUCUCUCAAACAUAAGAGACAAGAGUUCAAUGUGGAAGAGCUCAUUGAUACUCUUGAUGUUGAGGAAAGAGCUAGAACAAAAGACAAUGGAAAAGGUGUGGAGACCUCUACUGCUAAUGUGGUGCAGAAGAGAAACUUCCGCAAGUUUAACAAGAAGAAAAACCAGAAUAAACCAGAGAACGCGAAUAAACUUGUUCAAACAGCACAGUUUAAAAAGAAGAACAACAAUAACAAGGGAAAGGGAGGAUGCUUUGUCUGUGGCAGUGAUCAACAUUGGGCAAGAGAGUGUCCUGAUCGCAAGUUCACUCAAGACAAGAAAUCAGGUAAUGUUGUAACCACUGAAACUGAAGGAGGAACAUAUGGGUAUGGUAAUUCUUUACCAUUUGUUCUCUCAGUUUGUAAUUCACCUGAGUGGUGGAUGGACAGUGGUGCAAAUAUUCAUGUGUGUGCUGAUGCCUCUAUGUUCUCCUCCUAUCAGGUCGGGAGGUCUGGCGCCUUGUUGAUGGGAAAUGGGUCGCGUGCUCAUGUUCUUGGUGUUGGUACGGUCAUUCUGAAGUUUACUUCGGGAAAGACGGUGCCAUUGAAGAGCGUGCAGCAUGUGCCCUCUAUCAAGAAGAAUCUCGUUAGCGCUUCUAUGCUAUGUCGAGAUGGAUACAAAGUUGUUCUUGAGUCUAAUAAAUGUGUUGUGUCGAAACAUGGUACUUUUGUUGGUAAAGGAUAUGACUGCGGAGGCUUGUUCCGCUUAUCACUGCAUGAUGUGUGUAAUAAACUGGUGAAUUCUGUUCAUUUUUCUGAUGAGUCAGAUUUAUG